AUGUCGACAGCAAAGGCCUCCCCAUUGAAGGUGUAUGGUGUCAACAUUGAAACCAUUCGAUUGCUUUUGAAAGUUAUCAUCUUUAUAUCAAUAGCCGGUGCUGCUAUUUCAUCAAGAUUGUUUUCUGUGAUAAGGUUUGAAUCAAUUAUUCAUGAAUUUGAUCCUUGGUUUAACUUCAGAGCUACUAAAUACCUUGUUUCCCAUUCCUUUUAUGAAUUCUUAAAUUGGUUCGAUGAUAGAACUUGGUAUCCAUUAGGUAGAGUCACUGGUGGUACUUUAUAUCCUGGUCUUAUGGUUACUUCAGGUGCUAUCUGGCAUAUCUUAAGAGAAUGGUUUAGUUUACCAGUUGAUAUCAGAAAUAUUUGUGUGUUAUUAGCCCCUGCCUUUUCUGGUUUAACUGCUAUCUCCACUUAUUUCUUAACUAAAGAAAUGAAAGAUUCAAAUGCAGGUUUAUUAGCAGCUAUCUUUAUGGGUAUUGCUCCUGGUUAUAUUUCAAGAUCAGUGGCUGGUUCCUAUGAUAAUGAAGCCAUUGCUAUCACUUUAUUAAUGGCUACCUUUUAUUUCUGGAUUAAAGCUAUGAAAAUUGGUUCUGUUUUCUAUGGUACUUUAACUGCUUUAUUCUAUUUCUAUAUGGUUUCAGCUUGGGGUGGUUACGUUUUCAUUACUAAUUUAAUUCCAUUACAUGUGUUUGUUUUAUUAUUAAUGGGUCGUUAUACUCAUAGAUUAUAUACCGCUUAUUCAACUUGGUAUGCUUUAGGAACGUUGGCUUCUAUGCAAAUUCCAUUUGUGGGUUUUAUCCCGCUUAGAUCAAAUGAUCAUAUGGCUGCUUUAGGUGUAUUUGGAUUACUUCAAUUAGUUGCUUUUGGUGAUUAUGUUAAAUCUAAAGUUCCAACCACCCAAUUCAAAACUUUCUUAGCUAUCUCCUUAACUUCAGUUAUCCUUUUAGGUGUUGCUGGUUUAGUGGGUUUAACUGCUUUAGGUUGGAUUGCUCCAUGGGGUGGUCGUUUCUAUUCUUUAUGGGAUACAAACUAUGCUAAGAUCCAUAUUCCAAUCAUUGCUUCUGUUUCAGAACAUCAACCUACUGCUUGGCCUGCGUUCUUCUUUGAUACCGGUAUGUUAAUUUGGUUAUUCCCAGCUGGUGUUUAUAUUUGUUUCCAAGAAAUGAGAGAUGAACAUGUCUUCAUUAUCAUUUAUUCCGUGUUAUGUUCUUAUUUCGCUGGUGUAAUGGUUAGAUUAAUGUUAACUUUAACUCCUAUUAUUUGUGUUACUGGUGCUAUUUCAUUAUCUAACUUGUUUGAUGUUUACUUAAAUAUUGUUGAUGUCUUCACUACUAAAGAAGAAGAAGUCACUGAAAAAUCCACAAAAAAGAAUGCUAAAAAGAGUUCUGAAGAAAAGAAGAUUUUAUUACCAUUAAUUACUAAAUUAAUUGUUACUUUAACUUUUGCAUUCUACUUAUUUUACUUUGUCUUACAUUGUACUUGGGUUACUAAUAAUGCAUACUCUUCUCCAUCUGUGGUUUUAGCUUCAAGAAAUCCAGAUGGAUCUCAAAAUAUCAUUGAUGAUUAUAGAGAAGCUUAUUACUGGUUAAGAAUGAACACUCCAGAAGAUUCCAAAGUUUUAGCAUGGUGGGAUUAUGGUUAUCAAAUUGGUGGUAUGGCUGAUAGAACUACAUUAGUCGAUAACAAUACUUGGAAUAAUACCCAUAUUGCCACUGUUGGUAAAGCCAUGUCCUCACCAGAAGAUAAGGCUUAUGAGAUCUUCAAGAAACAUGAUGUUGAUUAUGUUCUUGUUAUUUUCGGAGGAUUAAUUGGUUUCUCCGGAGAUGAUCUUAAUAAAUUCUUAUGGAUGGUAAGAAUUUCAGAAGGUGUAUGGCCUGAUGAAAUCAGAGAAAGAGAUUUCUUUACCGAAAAGGGUGAAUAUAAAUUAGAUAGAGAAGCAUCACAAACCAUGAAGGAUUCUGUUAUGUAUAAAUUAUCAUAUUAUAGAUUUGCUGAAUUAUUUGGAGGAAGAGAUGCUCCAGAUAGAGUUAGAAAUCAACAAAUUCCAGUUGAUCAAGCACCAGAAUUACAUGUUCUUGAAGAAGCUUUCACUUCAGAAAACUUUAUGGUAAGAAUUUAUAAAGUUAAAGAUUUAGAUAAUGUUGGUAGAGAUUUAUACGAGGCUACCAAAUUCGAAAAUCAAAUCUCAAAACCAUUAAAGAGAAGUAGAGUUGUAAAGAGACCUGCUUUGGCCUUAAGAGAAUGGUAA
Scheffersomyces coipomensis is the source of this 2247-nucleotide messenger RNA. RefSeq names its product dolichyl-diphosphooligosaccharide--protein glycosyltransferase subunit (gene STT3). Lineage: Eukaryota; Fungi; Ascomycota; Pichiomycetes; Serinales; Debaryomycetaceae. The record is from RefSeq and is a predicted model, not a curated record. The transcript has a single exon. Gene Ontology annotation, molecular function: dolichyl-diphosphooligosaccharide-protein glycotransferase activity. The coding region runs from base 1 to 2247 and encodes 748 amino acids. Gene Ontology annotation, biological process: post-translational protein modification. Gene Ontology annotation, cellular component: membrane.